AUGGGAGCUACCAACGCGCCCAAACACUUUCAUGCUGUUAUGGGAAAGAUACUAGCCAAGUUACCAUUCGCCAACGACAUUAGAUACUACCAGGAUGACAUCUUCAUCUCUGCCACCAACUCUAAGCAACUACGCCAACGUUACCAAAAAGCCAUAGACUACCUAAUCAAAUGCAACUUCCAAGUCAACAAACUCAAAUCCCAACUUAACUGUACAGAUCUACUAGGGUACACCUUAAACAACCACCAACUAUCAAUACCAGAACCAAAAUGGAAACGAAUAGAGGAACUACUCAACUCGAACAACCUAGAUCUAAUCAAAAGAGCUGCCCAAACGCUCUCCUACUACAAACAUGCUCUAUCAGAAAGCCAACAAUUUACCAUACGCAAACUGCUAACCAACAAGGUUAAAGACUCUGACAUAUUGACCGUAUACACCAAAGCCUUAACUGUUAAACCUAAGAAGACCUUCUCCGCAUCAGGGGAACCACUCAAACUAUACCUAGACUCCUCGAAUACAGCUGCGGGACUUGUACUCAAACAGGCAGACAAUACACUACUAACCGCCUCAAUACCAUUACCCGCAGUACACAAUUACGCCAACUCGAACGAAGCCCAAGGGGCGUAUAUGUUAAUCAAGAAGUACCUUAACCAGAUUAAAGACUACACGAAAACUGCUAAGACUGACCUUCAGGUCUUUACGGAUAAUGCAUUACUAGCCAAGGCUCUAACGAGCCCUUUAAAAAUAGACCCUAUAACCGAAACCAUAUACUACGCACGCAAGUUAAGAAUACUGCUCGACUCAAUAAAAUCAACUAAGACUACAUACCAUUAUAUACAAGGAAGCUUAAAUCCAGCAGACAAACCAUCCAGAAUACGACUUAAGACACAAGACCGAAAGAAGAACACAACUCACACUAAACAAUUAUACAGAAGAAUUUCCGCACACAACGGGGCAUACUACACUUCAUAUCGCACACAGAAUGCCCGCACACAACUUAGACCACAAUUACCGAUUCCAGAUCGCACACGAUCUAGAUCAGAUCUAGAUCUAGAUCUGGAGGAAAUACCUGAGAAAUCAAGAAAAAGAUUGAUAAUCUCUGAGACUACGAAUACGACCGAACCAACUCAGAUCACGGAGACAGACACAAAGAGACGGCGUCUCCCCACCUAUGACUGA
Messenger RNA from Gregarina niphandrodes, 1179 nucleotides. RefSeq lists its product as hypothetical. The record is from RefSeq and is a predicted model, not a curated record. The transcript has a single exon. Bases 1 to 1179 code for a protein of 392 amino acids. Lineage: Eukaryota; Apicomplexa; Conoidasida; Eugregarinorida; Gregarinidae.